CGACAGGCGAGGAGGUGACGGCGUUUAGAAGUAGUUGACCACUCGGCGGAUGGACUGGAUGUUGGGGUUCUGGGCCUGCCACUCGUUGUGGCUGCAGUACUGGCCGCGCUCCACCACGUACAUGCGCCCUCGGAAGUUGGGCUCCUCGUACAUCACCCAGCUGCACACAAGACAAAGCCGCAUGUCUACGUGUCCACACGUCUUGGAGUGUGUGUGUGUGUGUGUGUGUGUGUGUGUGUGUACUCACGCGCCGUCUCCGUACACCCUGACAGAAUUGAUGCAGUUCUUGGACAGGCCGCGGCUCUGCAGGAAGGGACAGUCGUCGCAGAUGUCCACGCACUGGCCGGCGAAGUUGCAUCCCUCAAAGAGCUCGAUGCGGUAGUGUUCUCCGUGCUGAAGGAACACACACAGCCACCUCAGAAGCUGCUAUCUUUGGUGUCACAUGACCACAGAUGGCGAGCGUUACCAUGCGGACUGGUUUGCAGGACCCCAUGUGGUCAUUGUGGGAGUUCCACCUCUGGAAUUCCGGAUACUCGCCGUGCUCCAGGAUGUACUGCUGGCCCUUGAAGUCGGGAUGGUCAAAGCAGAUCCAGGCGCCGCUCUCCACGCGGAUGGAGUUCACUCUUGACGGGAAGGCGUGACACGUCAGCACGCGACAACGCGCUUGUCAACACGCGUACCGACUCACCUGUUCAUGAAGCCACGGUCCUGGAAGUUGUCACAGUCACCUCUGACCUCCAGCUUCCUGCCAGUGAAGCACUUCCCCUCAAAGAAGGUGAUCUACAGCCCAAAGUUAUCGUUUCACUCUCCAGUGAGUCUGAUUGAUUGGUUGAUUGAACGCGUGGGUGGGACUCACCUUUCCGGAAUACUGCGACAUGUUGUCCACUGGAUGUUGUCCAAGCACGAGCGCACGCACAGUGUAACCGAGAAAAAGUUGGACAUCCCAAUUUAUACGGGAGGGGGGACGCAAGGGGGGACUAAAGCACAAAAGGGAGCUUGUGCCGACUCGACGCUUUCUGCCAUCCUGAUGUGUCCGCACAUUCUGCUUGUGUCCAUGGUGGCGCGUGCGAGUGAAUGGAAAGUGCACAUGUAAGGCCUCCGGUGGAGUGACGUCAUCACCACAUGGGCGGAGCCUUACGUUGAAUACAAGUGAAUUUGACGUGACGCAGUGCUUCCUGAAGAUCUGCUAAAAGGGGCGGUGCAAGGAACUAAUCUUGGCACAGGAAGUCAAUUAGAAUCCCGAUGUGGACCAAAAAUGGCGUCUGUUUAGCGUUAAAAUAUAACAUAAAAUAGAAUUGUUUUUUUUAGAUUUGAGAUGAAAACCUAAUGGAAUUAAUAUACUCAAAAAAUUGUGAAAUUCUGUUCUAUAUGAGCUUGAGCAUGUUGAGUGACGUCACCAAUAAUGGCCAUCGGGUUGGCACGAGAGGCUUACUAUUUUUAUAUUUAUUAAUAUAAUGGACGUAGUUUUUUACGAUAACGAUGCAUGUUUAUUAAGCAAAAAUUGACACCCAAGAGAAACCUGACAGGGUUAAGUUAAUUAAAUCACAAAUCAGUGACGUUUACGUACAUUUUAUACGGCGAUAGAAAUGGCGUCUUUGCCAUUACUACUACUAUAUCUUAUCAACAAACAGAAAUUGUUUGUAAACGCUGUUGAUUAAAAAUAUGUUUGAAUAUUAAAAGGCUAAUAAGUUCCGUCUGCCACCCGAGGUGACCCGGAAGUGCUGCUGUCUACUGGAAAGAUUUUCCAACGGGUCAACCUUCUUCCGUCCUCCUGCUCUCCUGUCGUUUUCAUGGCAUUAAUGUCGCUACGAGGUUUCACGCAAACCAGUCGGUGGUUCCGUUUCUCCAGCGUUCCUGCUUUCAAGUUCCACCAAACAUCCGUGAUGGGUGCGACUGUGGAGCAGUUUGAGGAGGCCAAGAACAAACUGUCCACAUUGAAGAAGGAUCCCGGAAAUGCGCUCAAACUGAAGAUCUACGCUCUCUUCAAGCAGGCCACACAUGGACCAUGUGACACCCCCAAACCUGGAAUGCUGGACUUUGUCAACAAAGCCAAGUGGGACUCGUGGAAAUCUCUGGGCUCCAUAUCACAGGACGAGGCCCGGAAACAGUACUGCAACCUGAUUGGCUCAUUGGUGGAAGCGGAGGGUGGAAGCUCCGCCCAGGGAGUGUCGGCCCAGCCGGCUGCGAGCGACCACGUCUACAACACCCUGCUGGUCAGCACGGAAGAUGACAUCACCACCAUCAAGCUCAACAGACCUGCUAAGAAGAACGCCAUCACCACGGAGAUGUACGAGGAGAUCAUUGAUGCUCUGCAGCAAGCGGCUAGAGAUACCUGUGUCCUCACCGUCUUCACUGGUGCCGGGGACUUCUACUGCAGUGGAAACGACCUUAGCAACUUCACUAAGAUCCCUGAAGGAGGUGUGGAAGAGAUGGCCAAAGCAGGCGGAGAGCUGCUCAGGAGGUACGUGAAAGCCUACAUAGACUUCCCCAAGCCUCUGGUUGCCGUGGUGAAUGGUCCAGCUGUGGGAAUCUCCGUCACUAUUUUGGGAAUGUUUGACCUGGUGUACGCCACGGAGAGUGCCACCUUCCACACUCCUUUCAGCCAGCUUGGUCAGAGUCCAGAAGGCUGCUCAUCUUACACCUUCCCUCGCCUUAUGGGACCUGGUAAGGCAAGUGAGAUGUUGCUGUUCAACAAGAAGCUAACGGCGGUCCAGGCGUGUCAGCUGGGUCUGGUCACCGAGGUGUUCCCUGACAGCAGCUUCCAGUCGGAGGUCUGGAGCCGACUCAGGAGCUACGCCAAGCUGCCUCCAAAUUCUCUGGCGCUGUCCAAACAGCUGAUCCGCUCAAUGGAGAAAGAGCAGCUCCACGCCGUGAACGACGCCGAGGUGGAGCGUCUGGUCGAACGCUGGACAUCGGAUGAGUGCUUCAACGCUGUCAUGAGUUUCUUCCAGGCUAAGGCCAAGCUGUGACCACAUGACUGAACUUAAUGGCGGCCAUUGUGAUUGACUGACAUAGUCAUGACUGAUUUCCACUAACAUGAAGGAUCAAGUGCCUGUCCUCACACGAAGCUCUUUUUGUGUAAUAAAUGUAUUUUAGAUGAA
This is a messenger RNA of Doryrhamphus excisus (bluestripe pipefish), 3101 nucleotides long. Lineage: Eukaryota; Metazoa; Chordata; Actinopteri; Syngnathiformes; Syngnathidae. The record is from RefSeq and is a predicted model, not a curated record.